Messenger RNA from Sphenostylis stenocarpa, 1605 nucleotides. The record is from the annotation of a GenBank genome assembly. NCBI's taxonomy places the organism in Eukaryota, Viridiplantae, Streptophyta, Magnoliopsida, Fabales, Fabaceae.
AUGGAGAUAUCUAAGAAAGAAGAAACAGAGGAAAUCUCUCAGCUGUACUUCCAAGAUUCAGCAAAUCAGCCAGCUUGCCAGUAUGAAGUGGUUAAAGUUAAACACAUGGUGAGUAUGAUUAAAAAUGUUGACUUGACGGAGUUUAUGAAAUUGGGGAGGACUUGGAGUAAGAACUGUGACAUAAAGGGAAACCCGGAUCUCAGUCAUAUGAAGAGGCCCUCAACACUCGUGGAAGUGCUUCUGGUGCUUGCAUUGCUCAGUUGUAGCCCAUGGAUAGUGCGGAGCAACACGCUUUGCCAACAGACAAACGACGAAGUUCGACCUCACAGCGUCAGCAUCACUGAAUUUGGAGCAGUUGGCGAUGGGAUCACUCUCAACACAAAAGCAUUUCAAAAUGCUAUCUUCUACCUGAAUUCCUUUGCGGACAAAGGUGGAGCUAAGCUUUUUGUCCCGGCUGGUCGGUGGUUAACGGGUAGUUUUGAUCUCAUCAGUCAUCUCACUUUGUGGUUGGACAAGGAUGCAGUAAUUCUUGGAUCAAUUAACCCUGAAGAUUGGCCAGUUGUUGAUCCUCUACCGUCGUAUGGGAGAGGAAGAGAGUUGCCGGGUGGAAGGCAUAAAAGCCUCAUUUUUGGGCGCAAUUUGACUGAUGUGAUCAUAACAGGUAAUAAUGGAACUAUCGAUGGUCAAGGGAGUAUAUGGUGGAGCAGGUUUAGGAAAAAAACUCUGGACUAUACGCGUCCCCAUUUGAUAGAAUUGAUGAACUCAACCGGGGUUCUCAUUUCAAAUUUAACCUUCUUGAAUUCUCCAUUUUGGACAAUCCAUCCUGUAUAUUGCAGCCAAGUUACAGUUCAGAAAGUGGCGAUCCUUGCUCCUCUUGAUUCUCCAAACACUGAUGGGAUUGAUCCAGACUCUUCUGACAAUGUAUGCAUUGAAGACUGUUACAUAAGCACUGGUGAUGAUCUGAUUGCCAUCAAGAGCGGUUGGGAUGAGUAUGGCAUUGCAUAUGGUCGCCCCUGCACAAACAUUAUCAUCCACAGGAUUGUUGGCAAAACUCAAACGAGUGCAGGGAUUGCAAUAGGAAGUGAGAUGUCUGGUGGUGUAUCUGAAGUUCAUGUAGAAGAUAUUCAAUUCUACGAUUCAUAUACAGCAAUCAGAGUAAAGACUUCUCCUGGAAGGGGUGGUUAUGUUAGAAACAUCUAUGUCUCAAACGUGACCUUGGCUAAUGUAGAUAUUGCUAUUAGGUUCACUGGUUUGUAUGGGGAGCAUCCAGAUGAUGCUUAUGAUCCAGAUGCUCUACCUGUAAUAGAAAAGAUUACAAUCAAAGAUGUGGUGGGAGAGAAUAUCAAAACGGCAGGUCUUAUAGAGGGUAUAGAAGGUGACAAUUUUGUCAAUGUUUGCCUAUCAAACAUUGUUCUUAAUGUGACCUCAAACUAUCCAUGGAACUGCUCCUAUGUUAAAGGAUAUUCUGACUUGGUUCUUCCAGAAGCUUGUGAGCCUCUCAAGGAAAGAAUAUUCCCUGAGCAUUGUUCAGAUUGUUACUAUUUGGCAAAUCAAAUUCAGAGUUCCAAAAGCCAACAUAGAGGUGCUUGGUUUAUGUCUUGGUAA